CUUUAAAUAUAAUAUCUGAGGAGCAUAUCAAAUCCAUUAUUUCAUUGUUGGAUAAACAUGGGCGCAAUUACAAGGUUCUUGAUGUGCUUUGCUCUCUCUGUGUUUGUAAUGGAGUUGCAGUUCGCGCCAAUCAAAAUUUGAUCUGUGACAAUUUGCUGCCUAGAAGAGACUUACUUUUGCAGACACGUUUGAUUAAUGAUGUGACAAGCAUAAGGCCAAACAUAUUUUUGGGUGUUGCUGAGGGCUCUGCACAAUACAAGAAGUGGUACUUUGAGUUAAUAAUUGAUCAGGUUGAUCCAUUCUUGACGGCAGAACCCACUCAUUUACGAGUUGGAUGGGCCUCUACUUCAGGUUAUGCCCCCUAUCCUGGAGGUGGAGAAGGAUGGGGAGGCAAUGGUGUUGGGGAUGACCUGUACUCCUAUGGUUUUGAUGGCCUUCAUCUGUGGUCUGGUCGAGUACCCCGAGCUGUAGCAUCUGUCAAUCAGCAUUUAUUAGCAUCUGAUGAUGUGGUUAGCUGCUGCUUGGAUUUAGGUGUACCCAGCAUUUCAUUCCGCAUUAAUGGACAGCCUGUUCAGGGAAUGUUUGAGAACUUCAGUACAGAAGGGUUUUUCUUCCCUGUUGUAAGCUUAUCAGCAGGGGUAAAAGUUCGUUUCUUGUUGGGUGGACGUCAUGGAGAGUUUAAAUUUCUGCCUCCUGCUGGCUAUGCUCCCUGUUAUGAAGCAUUGCUUCCAAAAGAGAAGAUGAAACUGGAACCAGUGAAAGAAUAUAAAAGAGAUUUUGAAGGAGUAAGGGAUUUGCUGGGUACAACACAAUUCCUCUCUCAAGCUUCCUUUAUCCCUUGUCCUAUAGACACCAGUCAGAUUGCUCUUCCUUUUCAUCUUGAAAAGAUCAGGGACAAACUAGCUGAAAAUAUCCAUGAACUGUGGGGGAUGAAUAAAAUAGAACUGGGAUGGACAUAUGGCAAGAUACGGGAUGAUAAUAAAAGGCAUCAUCCUUGUCUUGUGGAAUUCUCAAAAUUACCUGAGACGGAGAAGAAUUAUAACCUACAAAUGUCAACUGAAACCCUCAAAACCCUUUUGGCCCUUGGAUGUCACAUUGUUCAUGCUCAUCCAGCAGCUGAGGAAGAUCUUAAAAAAGUCAAACUUCCAAAAAAUUAUAUGAUGUCAAAUGGAUAUAAACCUGCCCCUCUCGAUCUUUCUGAAGUGAAACUGUUGCCUUCUCAAGAAUUUCUAGUUGACAAACUAGCAGAAAAUGCACAUAACGUUUGGGCAAAAGACAGAAUAAAGCAAGGAUGGACCUAUGGCCUUCAGCAGGAUCUUAAGAGCAAACGUAAUCCUCGGCUAGUGCCAUAUGCAUUAUUAGAUGAACGUACUAAAAAAUCAAACAGAGAUAGUCUCCGUGAAGCUAUUAGAACAUUUGCAGGCUAUGGUUAUAAUAUUGAGCCACCUGACCAAGAGAUAGCUGACCAAACAGUGGAAAAAGUCAGCAUUGACAAGAUACGUUUUUUCAGAGUAGAACAGUCUUAUGCUGUGAAGUCUGGAAAGUGGUACUUUGAAUUUGAUGCUGUGACAGGUGGAGAUAUGCGUGUUGGCUGGGCCAGGCCAGGCUGUCGACCUGACAUAGAGCUGGGAGCUGAUGACCAAGCAUUUGUAUUUGAAGGAAGCAAAGGCCAACGUUGGCAUCAAGGCAGUGGAUUCUUUGGAAGAAGCUGGCAACCAGGAGAUGUGGUUGGUUGUAUGAUAAACUUGGAUGACAAAUCAAUGAUCUUUACUCUGAAUGGAGAGUUGCUUAUAACCAGUAAAGGUUCAGAACUUGCAUUUGCUGACUUUGGAAUAGAAAAUGGUUUUGUUCCAAUUUGUGCACUGGGGCUAUCUCAAAUUGGUCGUAUGAACCUUGGAAUGGACGCCAGUACAUUCAAGUACUAUACAAUGUGUGGCCUUCAAGAAGGUUUUGAACCUUUUGCUGUCAACAUGAACCGAGAUGUUGCUAUGUGGUUUAGUAAACGUUUACCAACAUUUGUCAAUGUGCCAAAAAAUCAUCCUCACAUCAAGAUAUGGAGAAUUGAUGGAACCAUUGAGAGUCCACCUCGGUUAAAGGUUACUCACAAAACAUUUGGCACACAGAGCAGCAAUUCAGACAUGAUAUAUUGCCGUUUGAGUAUGCCCAUUGAAUUCCACUCAUCAUUCAAUUUCGGCAUGGGUGUUGAAAACACCUCAUCUGAUGUUUUCCAAAAACGAAAACACAGCCAAGAAAUUGCAGUUCCUUCUACUACAUAUUUUUACUCACUACGGAUAUUUGCUGGCCAAGACCCAUCUUCUGUCUGGGUUGGCUGGGUCACUCCAGACUAUCAUUUUUACAGUGAGAAUUUUGACCUAAAUAAAAAUUGUACAGUGACAGUAACUUUAGGUGAUGAGAGAGGCAGGGUUCAUGAAAGUGUGAAGCGCAGCAACUGCUAUAUGGUUUGGGGAGGAGAUGUAAUUGCUAAUUCCCAGAGAUCAGGUCGCAGUAAUGUUGAUAUAGAAAUUGGAUGCUUUGUUGACCUGGCUACUGGAAUGGUGUCAUUCACAGCCAAUGGAAAAGAGCUUGGCACUUGUUACCAGGUUGAACCAAACACAAAGCUUUUUCCAGCAACGUUUUUACAACCUACGAGCACUAACCUGGUUCAAUUUGAACUUGGUAAAUUAAAGAAUACCAUGCCUUUAUCAGCAGCUAUUUUUAAAAGUGAAGAAAGAAAUCCUGUUCCUCAGUGUCCUCCUCGCCUUGAUGUGCAAACAAUUACACCUGUUUUAUGGAGCAGGAUGCCAAACAGCUUUCUAAAAGUAGAAACUGAGCGUGUCAGUGAACGUCAUGGCUGGGUUGUGCAGUGUUUGGAACCUCUGCAGAUGAUGGCACUUCAUAUCCCAGAAGAAAACAGAUGCGUUGAUAUUUUAGAACUAUGUGAACAAGAAGAUUUGAUGAAGUUUCACUACCACACUUUAAAACUCUACAGCUCAGUUAGUGCUCUUGGCAACACUAGAGUUGCUUAUGCACUUUGUAGCCAUGUGGACAUAUCUCAGCUCUUUUUUACAAUAGAUAACCAAUACUUACCUGGACUUCUACGUUCUGGAUUCUACGACUUGCUCAUUAGUAUUCAUUUGGAGCAUGCCAAGCAAGCCAAGCUCAUGAUGAGCAAUGAAUUUAUCAUUCCAGUUACAGACGAAACUCGAACUAUAAAAUUAUAUCCCAAUGAAACAAAGAAGCAUGGUUUACCUGGAGUAGGGCUUAGCACUUGUCUGAAACCAACCUUUAAUUUUUCUACUCCAUGCUUCAUUGUGACCAGUGAAGAACAUCAGACAUCCAGCCCAGAGAUACCCCUUGAUACACUUAAAUCCAAGGCCAUCAGCAUGUUAACAGAGGCAGUACAGUGUAGUGGUACUCAUAUACGAGACCCUGUUGGAGGACAGGUUGCAUUCCAGUUUGUUCCUGUUCUUAAACUGAUAGCAACAUUGCUCAUUAUGGGUGUUUUUGGUGAUGAUGAUGUAAAACAGGUGUUACUCCUCAUUGAUCCUACCGUGUUUGGAGAUCACAAGGAAGAUACAGAAGAGAGGACAGAGAAGGAAGAAGUUACACAAGUUGAAGAAAAAGCUGUAGAAGCUGGGGAGAAAGCAGCAAAACAAACAAAAGCUCCUGCAAAGGGCUUGUUGCAAACAAGAUUGCCAGAAUCUGUUAAGCUUCAGAUGUGUCAUUUACUCAAUUAUUUUUGUGACUGUGAACUACAACAUAGAGUGGAAGCAAUUGUAUCAUUUGCAGACCGUUAUGUAUCAAAAUUGCAGUAUAACCAGAAAUACAGGUACAAUGAACUCAUGCAAGCAUUGAACAUGUCUGCUGCCUUGACUGCCAAGAAGACUAAAGAAUUUCGGUCUCCUCCUCAAGAACAGAUUAAUAUGUUACUGAAUUUUCAACUGGGAGAGGAUUGUCCCUGUCCAGAUGAGAUUCGGGAUGAGUUAUAUGAAUUUCAUGAUGAUCUUCUAAUUCACUGUGGUAUUCCACUAGAAGAAGAGGAAGAGGAAGAGGAAGAUUCUUCCUUGACUGGCAAACUCCGUUCAUUAAUGUACAAAAUCAAAGGUCCACCAAAAGCAGAAAAAGUGGAGCCUAAGGAGGAAGAAGAGAAAUCUCCUACUACACUGAAAGAGCUCAUAUCCCAGACUAUGGUGCGCUGGUCCCAGGAAGAUCAGAUUCAAGAUCCUGAAUUAGUUCGGAUUAUGUACAGUCUCCUUCGUAGGCAAUAUGACAGCAUCGGUGAGCUACUGCAAGCUCUGAGGAAGGCAUACACUAUUAGUGCUGCCUCUGUGAAGGAUACCAUUAAUCUCCUUGCAGCACUGGGCCAGAUUCGCUCACUUCUCAGUGUGAGGAUGGGAAAAGAGGAGGAAUUGCUAAUGAUUAAUGGAUUAGGGGAUAUAAUGAACAACAAGGUGUUUUAUCAGCAUCCUAACUUAAUGAGAGUCUUGGGCAUGCAUGAGACUGUUAUGGAUGUGAUGGUUAAUGUGCUUGGAGGAGAUAAAUCUCAGAUCGCUUUUCCUAAGAUGGUGGCAAGCUGUUGUCGAUUCCUGUGCUACUUCUGUCGAAUCAGUCGUCAAAACCAAAAGGCCAUGUUUGAGCAUCUUAGUUACUUACUGGAAAACAGCAGUGUUGGACUGGCAUUUCCGUCAAUGAGAGGUUCGACUCCUCUAGAUGUUGCAGCAGCCUCUGUAAUGGACAACAAUGAGCUUGCACUCGCAUUGGAGGAGCCGGAUCUCGAUAAGGUUGUUACCUACCUGGCAGGUUGUGGGCUCCAGAGUUGUCCAGUAUUGCUGGCUAAAGGAUAUCCGGACAUUGGAUGGAACCCAAUAGAGGGUGAACGUUAUCUGUCAUUCUUGCGAUUUGCAGUUUUUGUUAACAGUGAAAGUGUUGAGGAAAAUGCAAAUGUUGUUGUCAAGCUCCUUAUUCGACGGCCAGAGUGCUUUGGACCAGACCUUAGGGGAGAAGGUGGUAAUGGUUUGCUGGCAGCUAUGCAGGAAGCUAUCAGGAUCUCAGAGAAUCCUACCCGUGACCUUCCUUCCCAGGCAUAUAAAAGGGAAGGUGAUGAUGAGGAGGAAGAGGAGGAGACUGUGCACAUGGGAAAUGCAAUCAUGUCAUUUUAUUCAGCUCUCAUAGAUUUACUUGGACGCUGUGCACCAGAAACGCAUCUUAUUCAAAGUGGAAAAGGAGAAGCUAUUCGAAUCAGGUCAAUCCUUCGAUCUCUAGUGCCAACGGAAGAUUUGGUUGGGAUCAUAAGUAUACCACUAAAGCUGUCAACUGUUAACAAAGAUGGCACAGUAAAUGAGCCAGACAUGUCUGCAAGUUUCUGUCCUGAUCAUAAAGCACCCAUGGUACUCUUCUUGGACCGUGUCUAUGGUAUUAAGGACCAAAGCUUCCUCCUUCACUUACUGGAAGUUGGAUUUUUGCCAGAUUUAAGAGCCUCUGCCUCUUUGGAUACAGUUUCUCUAAGUACCACAGAGGCAGCUCUCGCACUAAAUAGAUACAUUUGCUCAGCUGUGUUUCCAUUACUCAAAAGAUGUGCUCCCCUCUUUUCUGGAACAGAGCAUCAUGCCACUCUGGUUGACUCCAUGCUUCACACAAUAUAUAGGUUAUCCAAGGGACGGUCCCUUACAAAAGCACAAAGAGACACUAUUGAAGAAUGCCUGCUUGCUAUUUGCCACCACUUAUGUCCCUCUAUGCUACAACAGCUGUUGAGAAGGCUAGUUUUUGAUGUGCCCCUGCUCAAUGAAUACUGUAAAAUGCCUCUCAAGCUUCUGACAAAUCACUAUGAACAGUGCUGGAAAUAUUAUUGUCUGCCUUCAGGAAUGGGAAGCUAUGGAAUUGCAGCAGCAGAAGAAUUACAUUUAACUGAGAAACUUUUCUGGGGAAUAUUUGAUUCCUUGUCUCAUAAGAAGUAUGAUCCAGAGCUCUUUCGAAUGGCCUUGCCUUGCCUCAGUGCUAUAGCUGGUGCCUUGCCCCCUGAUUAUUUAGAUACACGAAUUAUGUCAACUUUGGAAAAGCAGACAUCAGUGGAUCCAGAAGGAAAUUUUGAUCCCAGACCGGUCAGCACAGUGAACCUUGUACUUCCUGAAAAGUUGGAAUAUAUUGUAAGCAAGUAUGCUGAACAUUCCCAUGAUAAAUGGGCUUUUGACAAG
Molecule: messenger RNA, 6191 nt
Organism: Acanthisitta chloris (rifleman)
Lineage: Eukaryota; Metazoa; Chordata; Aves; Passeriformes; Acanthisittidae
Product: ryanodine receptor 3-like
Exons: 37
Biological process (GO): calcium ion transmembrane transport
Cellular component (GO): sarcolemma; calcium channel complex; smooth endoplasmic reticulum
Molecular function (GO): ryanodine-sensitive calcium-release channel activity; protein binding
Source: RefSeq, a predicted model, not a curated record